This is a messenger RNA of Phytophthora nicotianae INRA-310, 309 nucleotides long. RefSeq lists its product as hypothetical. NCBI's taxonomy places the organism in Eukaryota, Oomycota, Peronosporomycetes, Peronosporales, Peronosporaceae. The record is from RefSeq and is a predicted model, not a curated record. The transcript has a single exon. Bases 1 to 309 code for a protein of 102 amino acids.
AUGAACAUAUCCAAGACGGAAUCCACACUGCUGCAGCGUCAUAUACGGCCAUCCGAGGCAAAUCGAUUCUCUCGAGCAACCGAAAAAACGUGGCGCUCAACUCGGAAACUCGGUUCCCUACUCGAAGACACAGAAGAUCUCACCCGGCGCAAAAUACUAGCUGCAGAGGCGCUACGACGACUCUGGGCCCUCUGGCUCCUUCCCCACUACACGACUAACAAGACACGCAUCCGGCUCUACAACUACUACGUCCUUCCGAUCCUGCUCUACAAUUGCGGGAUAUGGGCGCUGACUACCACGGAUCUCUAG